Hyalella azteca is the source of this 1832-nucleotide messenger RNA. RefSeq lists its product as uncharacterized. Bases 129 to 1832 code for a protein of 567 amino acids. The transcript is spliced from 11 exons. NCBI's taxonomy places the organism in Eukaryota, Metazoa, Arthropoda, Malacostraca, Amphipoda, Hyalellidae. The record is from RefSeq and is a predicted model, not a curated record.
GUGGUGGUCCCUAGAAUACCGUAGGUACUACCGCGGAGUUGCGAAUUUUACGAGACCCUGUCAACUUAAGUGUCAAGGACUGAGAGACUGAGACGGUAGACGAAUAUGUGAUUGUGAACGUGGUCAAGAUGUUGAAGAAAAAAGCCACCAAGAGUUUUGCUGAUGCUCUCUUAUCUGCUGAUGUAGAUGUUGAAUUGCCAUCUAAGCCAAAGAAAUUCAAGCCUAAGUUAAGUACGGCAUGUCAGGCAGCAAGAAAUAAAGAAACUGUCCCAAACAAAGGGUUGAGUCAAAAAUCCUUUCCACAAAGCAGACCUGAUAGAAAAAGUUUUCCUAAUAAGGGAAACGUAAAUGUAGACAAGAAUAGGAGGAAUUCUGUUCCAAGUCAAGCAGAGAAUUGUACUGCACAUUCAAGCUCACAAAAAACUAAAUCAGAGAUUGCCUUCUCAAAACCAUUUAAGUGUCCUUAUAGUGCAAACUUCAGAAAAAUACAGGACAGUGACAGUGAAUCAGAAGACUUUGAAAAUUCUAGCAAAGUUGAGGAAAGUCAUUUUGUGUCAAAUCGUCAAAUCGGCAAAGCUGACAAAAGAGUAAAAAAAUUAUUGGCUGAAGACAAAGAACAGGAAGACAAAGCAAAGAUUUUGCUUGCAGUUGAUGAAGAACUAAUGAUAUUUGACCUUCAGUUGGAAGAUGAAAUGCAAGCAGAACUUGAAGAACCCAAAUCCAUUCAUAUAACUGUGCUGCCAUCAGGCAUUCCUUUCCUUCACUCACUGCACUGCCACACCCUCUAUGCUCCUGAGAAAGUUAUGUGGCCAUUUGUGCCAUCAAUAGCCGGCAGCAAAGGCAGUUCUAGAGGCAACACGGCAGCUCUCAUGAGAUGGCUGGGGUCGCUUAAUGCCACUCAAGUCAAAGAACUCAUCCUAUCCAGGGCACUCAUGGAGCCAGAAUUGCCUACAGAUGUCGUGUGUCCGCUGCUAAAAUACCUCAUACGCUACAUUGCUGCUCAUCCUCUGGCACCUUCUAGUCUUGGAUCUGAUAAAGCUGUCCCUCCUGAAGAAGUAGGUGAUAAAGCUGUCCCUCCUGAAGAAGGAGGUGAUGAUGAGAUGGUAACUGCUGCACAUCAACUCAUUACCUUCCAUUUAACCACUUCCACAGCACCAGCAGCACUGCUUAAAAGUUUCCUUGCUGAAAUCCCUCUGGCACUUGUAAACUUGGGCGGCAACCAAUCAUGUUUUCCACACUCCACCUUGGCGUGCUGGAGCAUCUCUUCCGAGCUCCAUCACAACAAGACCCCAAACUCUGCCUCUGACUCCUGUGCACAGAUGAACUCCAUCAAACUUCUGUUGAAUGCCUUAUGCAGCGGCCUGGCACAACUAACGCAUCAUCUGUCCUCAACAGAAACUCAAAUGGCGAGCAGUUCAGUGGAGGAAGGCAUGCUGGACGCUCUGGUCUCGUGGUUGUGCAGACUUGGUCAAGACCCUGCAGUACUAACGUCCUCCCUUCACACCACCGUUGCUACCGCCAUUUCCCACACACUUCAACUAUACCGAGAUUUUCAGGCAAAGGUGCAGGACCUUGUGGAGAUUAUAUCGGAGCCUUGGCUGAGCAAUCCUGACUCAGAGGAGAGUGGCAGCAAUGAGGCUGGCAGUGACAGCAGCAAGAGCUUCCCUCACCACACUGCCAGCUUUGUCUGCCACACAUUACUGGCAAACUCGCACCGCUGCAGGCAGCUGGCAUCAUCCCUGGCAUUCCUGGCCCUGACAGACUGCCUGCAGUGUGACAGCGUUGAGGUCCUCGAUGCUGUUGAGAUGAGUGACACGCUCGUUACAGUGUGA